This is a messenger RNA of Liolophura sinensis, 3732 nucleotides long. RefSeq names its product ATP-binding cassette sub-family F member 3-like. Bases 1 to 2130 code for a protein of 709 amino acids. The transcript has 19 exons. The record is from RefSeq and is a predicted model, not a curated record. Lineage: Eukaryota; Metazoa; Mollusca; Polyplacophora; Chitonida; Chitonidae. Gene Ontology annotation, molecular function: ATP hydrolysis activity; ATP binding.
AUGGCAGCCUUCGGUGAAGUGUUGCAGAACUCCUUUCCUAAUUUGGACCCAGAUCUGUAUUCUUAUGUUAAUGGCAUAUUGGAAGAUGGCUCAGAUGAGAUUGACACAGCCGAUGACCUCCACGACGCUAUUGGGGGGAUUUUGCAGCAAGUGGACGAGACCAAGACAGAACAAGAUAUACAGAAAAUCUGCUCCCGACUUUAUAACAUGAUGAAAGGAUCUUUAGAGAAAUCAAAUGGUGAUCACAGACGACUAGAUGCUCCAGUGUUUUUAGGUCAAGCAGUGGAGGAGAAAGAAGAAGGAGGCUCUAUAUGGAUAGCUAAGAAAGAAAAUGUCACACAAGUUGACCAGAGAAAACUUGACAAAGCAGAAGCUAAGAUCCAGAAGAAACUAGAGAAAAGGUCUCAGCCAGAGAUUUCAUCUAGACCAGAAGCUCCAAGUAUGUCAGAUGUUGCCACAGCAAGUCAACAAAUCAAUCGUAAAGAUGAGCGUCUGGACGCAUCAGGAAACAACAGAUCAUGUGAUAUUCGCAUUGAACAGUUUGAUGUUUCCUUUGGUAACAGAACAUUAAUCACAGGAGCAGACGUUCAUCUCAUAUUUGGUCGACGCUACGGAUUUGUUGGGAGAAAUGGGCUGGGAAAAACAACUCUGUUAAAAAUGAUAUCCAGCCGACAGUUGAAGAUCCCAUCUCACAUCUCCAUCUUGCACGUGGAGCAGGAAGUGGUAGGGGAUGACACAUUGGCGCUGGACAGCGUACUGGAGUGUGACGAGAAACGCCACAGCCUUCUCCAGGAGGAGAAACAGAUAAAUGCUCAGCUGGCAAAAUCAAGUGAAGCAGGAAAGGCUGACGCUGCCAUAUCUGGUCGUCUGAACGAGAUUUACCAUGAACUGGAGGCCAUGGAAGCAGACAAAGCCCCGGCUAAGGCAGCAGUCAUUCUCUGUGGCCUGGGAUUUACUACAGAAAUGCAGCAGAAAAUGACCAAAGAGUUUUCUGGAGGCUGGAGAAUGAGACUGGCACUAGCUCGAGCACUUUUCACAAAACCUGAUUUGCUCUUGUUAGAUGAACCUACAAACAUGUUGGACAUGAAGGCCAUUAUCUGGCUGGAGAAUUAUUUACAGACAUGGCCCACAACAAUCCUGGUUGUUUCCCAUGACCGUUCGUUCCUGGACGCAGUGGCCACAGAUAUUCUGCACAUACACUCACAGAGGAUUGACACGUACAGGGGCAACUAUGAAGUCUUUCACAAAACCCGAGAUGAGAAGCUGAAAAACCAGCAGAGAGAGUUUGAGGCUCAGAAACAGUACAGAGAUCAUAUACAGGUUUUCAUCGAUAGGUUUAGGUACAAUGCCAACAGAGCCUCACAAGUUCAAAGCAAGUUAAAGUUGCUGGAAAAAUUACCAGAAUUGAAACCUGUAGAAAAAGAAAGUGAAGUGAUAUUAAAGUUUCAGGAUUGUGAUAAGUUGUCUCCCCCUAUACUACAGCUGGAUGAGGUGGAGUUCUAUUAUAACAAAGACCAUGUCAUAUUCUCAAACAUCUGUGUCAACGCCAACAUGGGAUCGAGAAUCUGUAUAGUGGGUGAGAAUGGUGCAGGUAAAACAACGUUAUUAAAACUUCUGCUGGGGAGUUUGGACCCUGUGCGAGGGAUUCGACAUGUUCACAGAAGCCUGCGGAUUGGCUACUUCAGUCAGCAUCAUGUCGACCAGCUCGACAUGGGUGCCUCAUCAGUGGAGCUUCUCGCAACACGAUUUCCAGGUAAACCUGUGGAAGUGUACCGGUCAUUCUUGGGCUCUUUCGGGGUGACGGGAGAGUUAGCCACACGUCCUGUGGGGACUUUGUCAGGAGGCCAGAAGAGCCGUGUUGCCCUGGCAACCAUGAGCAUGACAAUGCCUAACUUCCUCAUUCUUGAUGAACCCACUAAUCACCUGGAUAUGGAGACAAUUGAAGCUUUGGGCAAAGCUCUGGAGAAAUUUCAGGGUGGAGUCGUGCUUGUUUCCCACGACGAGCGGCUGAUCCGCAUGGUGUGUACAGAGAUGUGGGUGGUGCGGGGCGGCACCGUCAGGAGCCUUGAGGGAGGAUUUGACGAGUACAAAAAGAGCGUGGAAGAAGAACUGGAACUGCAGUCUAGAUAACCACUGGCUGGUCCUAGUGAAAGCUUUCCCAAAGUUGUAUGUGGGGUUGUCACAGACUGUCAAGGGAAAUGGCUCCAUAGAACAAAUACAGCAGUUUUCCUACAGUUGUAUGCGGAGUGAUUGUCGGAGACUUUCAAAGGAAAUAAGUCUGUAUAACCAGUACAGCAAUUUCCCCACAGUUUUAUGUGGGAGACUAACAGAGGAAAAUAACUACACACAGGGAAGACAGCCACUUUCCUCACAGUUUCAUGUUGCAUUGGGGGAGACCGUCAAGGGGAAGUAACUCCACAUAGCGAACACAUUAACUGUUGUACAUUGUUAUGUGGGGUUUUAAGAGACUGUCGAAUUUUUUCCACACAACAUAGACAUCAACUUUCCCACAGUUGUAUGUUGGGUUAAAAGAGACUAUCGGCUGCUGGUGGAGUGAAGGGAGUUGAUUCCUAAACUAUCUGUACAGAGGUAUCAAAUGUGCGACUUUGAUAUAUUUUGGGUGUUGGUUUUAGGACAAACCAAUCAUGGUUAUUUUAGUGUGAAUGUAAGGACACUCUGUCUCUCACUCUCUCUGUUUAAAACCUGGAAAAUUUCUCGCAGAUUUCUCAACAUUGUAAUCAACUGUUAACUGGUUAAUCCUGCAGGAUUUCCUUUAACUGCUGUUAGCAAAUCUCUGCUUUUGAGCCUUUGCUUCAAAAUCUAACAAAAAAUCGGUCCUUUGUCGUUCUGAACAUGACGGGUUUGAAUGAAAGUUUUAAAAAAAACAUCUCAGUUUUGUUCUUCAAAAAGGUCCAGUAUUUCUGCAAGAAACGAGAAGGGAGAGAAAUUGAUGAGGACGUUGAUGAAAUGAAAACCCAAUAAAUAAUCAUCCUGGAUUAUGUUGAGAUUAUUUUCCUGAUGUCUGAUAAUUAAAGCAUGUCACAGAUACCUUCUUCACCAUUGGUCACUAUUACUACUGACAACUUUCCAACAGGGAAUACAGUUUGUUAUUAAAGCACAUAACAAGCAGUAAUGCAACUGAAUGAUGAAACUUCUGGUAUCAUGCUUUUAUACUGAACCAUUUGUGAAAUUAAAGCUAAAAUUUGAAAUAUAAUUUUACACCUUAUUUUUGGGCCAUAGAAAUUAAAAUUUCGUCCACCUCAUCAGUGUUGUUUUCCAGUACCAAAAUUAAACACUGUGACAAGUUUUUGAUUUUUUGCUUGAUUGAGAAAAGGCUUUGAAAAUUGGUCUUGGAUGUUAAAACCAAGUGUGCUGAAAAAGAAAAUUAGUAUCUGUGAAAUCAGUACUUGUAUUGAAUGCGUUGGUGGUUAAAUUUUAGAACAUUUGGACAUCUUUGUGACUGUCAGUAAUUUAAUCAUGCUAUUCUAACGCGGAAAACUUCGUACAUGCAGUACAAACGUGAAAAACUCCAUACAUGUAGUUGGUAAAAUGCAGGGAAGAGGGCCGCGAAAUGGUUUUGCGGUGGGACGGGAGUGGGUCGUGGGGGGCUGAGGGUAGAAUUGUCAAGCUGUACAUGAAAGUCUGGUUCCCGGGUUUCAGCGUUCUUGACCCUCUGGUCUUGUUUCUUGGCCUUAGACUGAGCAUUGGGCCAAUGUCUAAAACCUAAAAGUA